AUGAAGAACCGAGAGCGCUUCUCCCAAGUGCUGCUCUUCUCCUCGGUGCUCCGCAGCCUGAACUACGGACUCACGGCGGUGCUGGGCUACCUCAUAUACGGCGACGACGUGCAGUCGCAGGUAACGCUCAACCUGCCAUCAGGGAGGCUCUACACCAAGAUCGCCAUCGUCAUGACCCUCGUCAACCCGCUAACCAAGUACGCGCUGCUCGUCGCGCCCAUCACGUCGGCGAUCGAGGAGAGGUUCUCGCUCAUGGGGAGUGGGCCGGCGAGGGUGGCCGUCAGCACCGCCGUUCUCGUCAGCACGGUCGCGGUGGCGUGCAUGGUGCCGUUCUUCGGGUUCCUCAUGUCCUUCAUCGGUUCCUUCCUCAGCGUCAUGGCCACAGUCUUCUUCCCCUGCCUCUGCUACCUCAAGAUCUACAAAGCCAAAGGCCUACGCCGUGUCGAGGUCGCCGCGAUCGUCGCCAUCCUGAUGCUCGGGGCGUUUGUUGCCGUCACUGGCACAUACACUUCUUUGUUGGACAUCAUAGGCACUUUCUGA
Molecule: messenger RNA, 540 nt
Organism: Triticum turgidum subsp. durum (durum wheat)
Lineage: Eukaryota; Viridiplantae; Streptophyta; Magnoliopsida; Poales; Poaceae
Source: the annotation of a GenBank genome assembly